GAGAGAGAGAGAGAGAGAGAGAGAGAGAGAGAGAGAGAGAGAGAGAGAGAGAGAGAGAGAGAGAGAGAGAGAGAGAGAGAGAGAGAGUGUGUGAGAGAGAGAGAGACCGAGACCGGCCGGCGGAGCGUCUGUGCAGAGUGCCUCAGUCGUAGACAGAUAGGGUACCGCGGCUGCAGUGGAGCUCUGUCCGGUCCUUAGCGCAUCUCUUUCGGGGGAACAUGUCAGCAAGACCGGGGUACUAUCGGCAGGAGCUGAACAAGACUGUUUGGGAGGUUCCCGAGCGGUACCAGAACCUGACUCCCGUGGGCUCGGGGGCCUACGGUUCGGUAUGUUCAGCCUAUGACGUGAGGCUGAGACAGAAGGUGGCAGUGAAGAAGCUGUCCAGGCCGUUCCAGUCUCUCAUCCACAGUCGUCGUUCCUACCGGGAGCUCCGUCUGCUCAAGCACAUGAAGCACGAGAACGUAAUAGGGCUCCUGGAUGUCUUCUCCCCUGCUGCCUCCCUAGAGGACUUUAAUGAAGUCUACCUGGUGACCAAUCUAAUGGGGGCGGACCUCAACAAUAUAGUUAAAUUCCAGCGCCUCUCCGACGAGCAUGUUCAGUUCCUUAUCUAUCAGCUGCUACGAGGGCUCAAGUACAUCCAUUCAGCGGGACUGAUCCACAGAGACCUGAAGCCCAGUAAUGUUGCCGUGAAUGAGGACUGUGAGCUCAGGAUCCUUGACUUUGGAUUGGCCAGACAGACAGACGAUGAGAUGACUGGAUACGUGGCCACUCGCUGGUACAGAGCCCCUGAGAUCAUGCUCAACUGGAUGCAUUACAAUCAAACAGUGGACAUCUGGUCAGUAGGCUGCAUCAUGGGAGAACUUCUGAAAGGGAAGGUCUUGUUUCCAGGCAAUGACUAUAUUGACCAGCUGAAGAGAAUCAUGGAGGUGGUGGGCACGCCGACACCUGAUCUCCUGCAGAAGAUCUCCUCUGAACAUGCUCAGAAGUACAUCCAGUCACUCCCCUUCAUGCCUCAGCAGGACUUGGAGAAGAUCUUCAGAGGAGCCAACCCGCUGGCUGUGGACCUCCUGAAGCGUAUGCUGGUGUUGGACUGUGACGGCCGUAUCUCGGCCAGCGCUGCCCUGUCCCACCCCUACUUCUCCCAGUACCACGACCCUGACGACGAGCCUGAGGCCCCACCCUACGACCAGACACUGGAGAGCAAGGACCGCACUCUGGAGGAGUGGAAGGAGCUGGUGUUUGAGGAGGUGAACGGGAUCAAGCCGCCCGUCAGCAACACAGACAACCUUCAGGUGGAGCCGUAAAAUGCCCCGCCCCUUCCUGCUCUGCCACUUCCUGCUCCGCCUCUCUCCCGCCUCCUGAAGAAGAUCCGCCCCCCUUUGUCUCUGCCUGUCCGUCAGUCAGCCAGGUCUGGGAGGAGCCGAGAGAGACUGCGAGCCAAUCAGAGACAACGCUGUAUCCCAGGGCAUGCCCUUCCCCCUCCCUGAUGAAUGUGAUUAUUGAUCGGUUUGACUGUCUGUCAGGAGUGAAGUGUGAAAGGGAGGUUUGCAUUUGAACAUGAAGGGAUGAGAGUUAUACGCACAUUACGAUUACAGGGAAAGAAGUUUGUAUUUUCAGAUUGGUGUUGUAAGUCAGAAAGAGUGUGAGAGAGUGAGAAAGAGAGAGUUAGCAAGUAGCACUAGCAUCCAAAUUUACCUAUUCUAGUUUUGUCCAAUAGAUGUCCAACCAGAAUCAAGUAUCAAGCCACUCCAAUCCUUUGUAAUGGAGAUGGACAUACAUUACCAUAUUACCACCGUAACUGUUCCACUCAGUGGACUUGCAUGAAACAAUAUCAGUGAUUUAUAACUUUCUUUCUGUCAUCAGUAAACGUUGUCGCAUCAAGGUAGAACAGCAUUCUUACCGAGGGUUCAGAGUUGGACUGUUGCUAUGGAUUCCGACCCAAUUAGGUCUCUGAUGUUUCAACUGUAGCAUAGAACGUUCUUCCACGCACAAUAACCACACCACAACCCAGAGUUACGGGAUCAUCCCCUUGCAGUCAUUUGAGAGCUCCAGAUGAUCUCUGUUUCCUAAAAAAGCUUUGAGAAUUAGGUCUCACCUGAGGAGAGUCUGAUUGUUGGCUACAAUUGUAGCGCUGGUCGUGACUCGUGGCAACAGUGUCUAAGGUCUUUAACCCUUGUGCUGCCUUCGGGUCACGUGACCCAAAGGUUCAUAACGAACCAUCAUUGUGUUUACCCAAUUUUACCCAAUACAAAAACAAAUACAAAUAACUUUAUUUUAACCUUUGCAAUGUGGGGGGUCUGAGACAGCCCAACGGUUAAAAGAAAAGGCUUCACUUUGUUUUUGUAUGUGGUAAAUUUGUCGCAAUACGACGGUCGGUCACAAUGACUAAUGGGUCAGAAUGACCCGAAGAUAACACAAGGGUUAAGAUUGUAGCUGCCAGUCACUCAGCGACCCACUGGACUUGGUACAAGCUCAUGGACACCAGAAGCUCAGGAGCUCCAGGGGCACAGGUUAUACAGGUCCAUGACUUUCAGCUGAGGUUCAACUCUGGAUGGAGUUACCAUGCAGUUUCAGAUGAAUCAUCUCUGACAAGGAUUCCCCCUGAGAGGGCUUUAACAGAUGGAACAGCGACAACAACACCAUGAAGACAAACAUGAUCGGCGGGAACUAACGGCCACUAUCACACACACACCCGAAGUGAAGAGCUGAAUGUGAAGAGUUGGCAGUAGAGGCUUAUCGCCAUCUACUCGUUUUUGAACAAUAAAAGAAGAAGCUCCCAAAGCAUAGCACAUCCAUUCCAUAUUUUUGAUCUAGUAACAUGCUCUGGGAUCGCCUGUUAUGUCUGUAUGUAGGCCUAUUACUACAGCCACAAUCACACGCCUCACUUACAGUAAUACAUCUGUCAACUAAGAUCACGUCUGCGCGGGACGGUUGAUGUUGUACGAUAUGUGCGGUGAACCAAAUGUUGAUGUCGUAUAUCUGAUGGAUGUGAAAACAAGAUGAAUGUUAACAAACGUGUACUUUCUAGAAUGUUUGUGUUGAUCACAUGGCGGCAUGACCUCAACAGUAAAAUGGCUGCCUAUUGGAUUUACAUCACUAUAACCAAAUGUUUGUUUCCUUGAAUGCCAAACCAACUCACACAGGAGGGUAAACAUACCUAACAAAUGUCUUUGUUACAAAAAUCAUAUCACUGGACUUUUAGUGUAAGCCGAUGGGACAUGGCCUAUGGCAUAGGUGUAUACAGUGUAUGUGUCUGCUUUGCAUGUCUUCAGCAGGUUCUUCCAGCCAGCAAAAGACUCCCUCAUAGUUUGGAACUCUUCAAAUUGACUCUUAUUCUGCUCCCCUCAAUAAAAACAAAGUUCCUUGUAA
This is a messenger RNA of Osmerus eperlanus (European smelt), 3369 nucleotides long. RefSeq names its product mitogen-activated protein kinase 11 (gene mapk11). The transcript is spliced from 12 exons. Gene Ontology annotation, cellular component: cytoplasm; nucleus. The record is from RefSeq and is a predicted model, not a curated record. Lineage: Eukaryota; Metazoa; Chordata; Actinopteri; Osmeriformes; Osmeridae. The coding region runs from base 219 to 1304 and encodes 361 amino acids. Gene Ontology annotation, biological process: protein phosphorylation; intracellular signal transduction. Gene Ontology annotation, molecular function: MAP kinase activity; ATP binding.